AAAUGUUGGCAGAAAGUGUUAAGUGGCUUGCAUUUGCUGCAGGUGUUUUGCAAUUAAGUCUACUGAAUAAAUUCAUUUCGGAAAGUAUUUUUGUAGAAGUGACCGGUUGCUAGCAAGAACUUAAGUAUCUAGCUAAUUUAAUGCUUUACUGCUAAAUAAAAACCGCGACCCGUUUUAAAGACGUUCUUUUAUUCUUUUCAAUUGCAACUGUUAUAACCCAUAUAACAACUGCAGGGUGAACUGGCCUGCAACAGGGAGCAUACGAGCGAUAACAGCAGAUGAGAGAGGGAGAGAAAGGCUGUGAUAUGCUGGUUCCUGUAGAGUAUAAGGGAGUGAGUAAAUGGGUCAGGGUGCCAAAGACAGAAGAUGUCUACAGUUACCAAGAAUUUGUAGAAGGAGUGCUGGUGAAAUUCAAUUUGCCAGAUUUUACAUCUUUGAUGCUGAAGGAUUCUGCAGGAGUGGAAGUGGAUGAGGACAUAUUUGAUGAACUUUUGAAGUCAUCGGGGGUGUCUUUUAAAGCCUUCACUGAAGGAUGUCAUGAUGACAGUGUUGAGGAUUCUUCUUCAGAGGCCUCAUUCUCAGAGUGGUCCCCAUCACGUGCAUCUGGGGCGUCAUCAUCAUCGGGUUCAGAUGUAACAAUAAUAUUGGAAUCCACCAAAGCACGCAAAAGACAGCUGAUUGAAGGGCCCCCUGACAGCAUUAUAGCAAAAGAUACUGUUAUGGUAGCCCUGCAUUCAAAGCCAGGUGGUAAUCAAAUAUUCAAAGAAUAUGAGAAAACAAACCGUCUUUCUGAUGGUACAAGAAGAAAGAUGGUGAACAUACUUGUGGCUGACAUGGUAGAGACUCAUGGGAGGAUCCCCCCAGUAAAUGUCCGCAUAACAUAUGCACUUGGCAUUACAACGUUGUUCCCCAACUUGAAGGACCCAGAUUCAAAGAAUGGUUAUGAACAUUUUUAUGACCACCAGAGUGGGUCUGGCUACCUAGCAUGGAGGUUGAAAACCGUCCAGCGCAACUCUACUGGAGAGAUAAAGAAAUCCAAGUCAUGUUUUCAACAAGGUCCCAAGACUCCUCGCAACAUGUGUUCAGUUGUGAAGCAGUUGUCUGGUGAUGAAUGCAAGGAGGCUAUGUCAGUGAUGAGGCACUCAGCUGACAAAAAGCUUGUUAAAGAAAAAAUGAUGGCAACAUUUCAGCACAGACAAAAGGUGGUUCAAGAUCCAGCUACAACCUCCACUGUCCUGGACCAUUUCCCAAGAUUUCUAGAUACCCCUGGCUUGAUUGAUCAAGAUUUCACAAUGCUCUUUGGUGAAGAAGUGUCGGGUAAAUUCCUGGCAAGAUGGCCAACAUUCUUCAAACCGAGGAUCAUUUCAGAUUGCAAAAAUCUUCCUGAAAGUGCUCAUGUCAGCGAGCUCCUUUUGUCUGCACAACAAGAGUCUGAAGAUUGUGUCUGGGACUCUGAGGUGGCUGCCAUCCUUUUGCUUCUUCAUCUGUUACCUCCAACAUCCAAGGGUAGGAAAGCUUCAAAGAUUAGCACAUCUGAUGCUGCUGACCGGCUGGUGAAGUUCAUUAAGGUGGGGCGAAGCAUGGAUGCCUUCCUCAAAGAAACUGGGCCUGUUCAACCACUUCUUCUGUGUGUCGGAGAAAGAAAGAACAGCAUUCAAAAUUUCUACAUUGUCCUGGACCAAAAAGUCAUUCCCUGUUCAACGCAGACCGGAGUUGCUGCCUUUGAUGAGCUGUUCAAGGCACAUUUUGCUUUUGCUGUGUCCUAUGACGAGGCAUUGAACAACUUCUACACAUUCAUCCAGACCACUGUGUACGGCAUCGAUGUUGGUGUUAUGAAGGAGAGUCCUCGAGUCAAAGAAAUCAGAGCAAGACUUCUUCAUACUGCAGUUUGAAGAACACAUCUUUGCCUGGAAAUAUGUUCAUGUGUUACAUUUGCAAGGUACACCACACAAGUUGUUCAUUGUUAUUUAGACAUUUGAAGUUUCAGCAUGGUCUGUACCCAGGAAAGUCUUUGCGUUUGAAUUGUGGAGAGCCUGGAUGUUCCUUUGUGUUUUUGACAUAUUCUGGUUACAAGCGGCAUUUAUCUCGAGCACAUGGAAAUGGUGUUGAUUCAGGUGUUGUCAACAGUUUUGAGCCUGUUGCUAAUGUUGGAGCCUCAGUAUCCCAGCCAGUAAAUGCUGAUACUUCUGUGACUGUCACAACUCACAUUCCAAUUGAAAAAAGGCAAAUACAAGACAUGUGCAGCUCUAUUGUUGCUCAAGUACAAGCCUCAGGAGUUCCAGAGAGUACUGUCCAAUCUUUAGUUGGCUCAAUGGAGGAACUGGUCAAUGACAUCCAUGCACAUGCAAAAGAAGCUGUUGUUGAAUGUUUGUCAUCUGAUGCAUCCAGAGAAACAUUAGAAAAAGUCCAAGAUUGUUUU
This is a messenger RNA of Scatophagus argus, 2419 nucleotides long. RefSeq lists its product as uncharacterized. The transcript has 10 exons. Bases 279 to 1892 code for a protein of 537 amino acids. NCBI's taxonomy places the organism in Eukaryota, Metazoa, Chordata, Actinopteri, Scatophagidae. The record is from RefSeq and is a predicted model, not a curated record.